AUUUGAGAAAUUGGAAACUGUCUGACGAAAUGGUGCAUAUGGAGUCAAGCUCCAGGAUUUUAUUCAAGAAAACAAGCGACUAGCUGUGACUAGGACAUUUUUGAUGUGGCUUCUACGUUUCCGUGGACAUUUUUAAAGAAGCAUUCGGCGACAAUUAAGUGUUACAUUAGCUUCAUUAAUAUACUUACGGAAAAACUAGCUGGUAAAUCAGCUAACAAAUCUGAAUUACAGAAAUUGUGGUUAGCUAAGAAGCUAGUGGAUAGCUACCGUUUCUUAAGGUGAUAACGUAUCAUUGAAAAGCUAUUGUAAGACAGAUGUGGACUGAUUUGUGAUUAUAAAAACACAAUAAUUUCUUGUAAUUCUCAACAAGCUGGUUUUAAUGCCUGGUUCAUAUGUGGCCCAUUGGGAAUAAAUUACAUUCAGUUGCAAAAUUAUAUCCUAACCGAUGUACAAUAGUGCAAAGGUGACUGAAACAAAUACAAAGAUCGGAUAAAUUGCUAAUAUUCUAUCAAAAUGUAGCAGCCCCAGAGCCAUAAAAGUGAACAGAAACAUUGGAGGCUAGCUAGCUUCAUUAUAAUCAAACGUAGGCUACAUUUCCAUUUGACUGUCCUUUAAAUUAAUACAGCGUAUGACACGAAUAGCCUACACCAAUUGUAAUUAUUUAUUUAUGUAGGUUAGUCUUCAUCAUCAACAGCACAGUCAUCAUGCAAAGACAGAAAUAUUACCAAGAACAUUUUUAAUAAGCUAUUAGUAGGCUAACAGUAUGAAAAAAACCGAUGUGGUCAAAAUAAUAAUAUGUUGGAAUCAUAUCAGCAUAAUAACAUCUUAAUUUAAGAGCAACAUAUGCUAGCUUUAGUUAUUUUUCAUUUAUUUAUCGAUUAAUCACCGUAAAUUAUGUAUACAAGAACGAUUUUGCAGGUUGGCUAGCAUUGUGUGUAUUCCAAGGAAUCCAAAUGUCUUUUAGUGACUAAGACAUUGCACAGUUUUGAUAGGCUAUAGCAUGCUAGGUUGUUGGGAUUGCAGUCAAAAGCAAAUUAUUUGUUCCUGCAUGACAUUAAAAUAAAACAUUGUCAUUUUGUAAAGUAAAGCCUGUUGUGAAUGUGAAUUGAUGUGAAACAAUGUUGACAAUGUUAUUAGUUAGCUGGUAAGGGGUCAAAUGCCCUCCGAAAAUUAUCUUCUCUGCACAAGUUAUUUGGGAAAAUAUCAAAGGUAGCCACCAAAAAACACACGGAGCACAGUUAGAGUGGUACAUUUUUGCCAAUGGGUCAGUGCAGAAUGCGGACAGUUCAUGCGGUUAUACACUUGGCACAUAAACACCAUCAGUUUUUCACGAUCAGCCAUGUUUUUUGUUUACGUGGAGUAGAGCAUCAGUAACCCUUGGAGAUUGGAAGUUUCAACCAGGAAGUUCCGACGUCCGACGUUAAAUGGAACACAACAUUAGGUCAGCCACGGAAGCGCAACGAUAUGAAUCACUGCAAUGGAUAUGACCAAAGUUGUAUAUUCUGCAAGAUUGUAAACAGGGAAACUGAAACCGAAAUACUCCAUAGUGAUGAAGAGCUGUGCUGCUUCCGAGAUUUGAAACCUGGAGCUAAGCAUCACUACCUGGUUGUUCCCAAUAGGCACAUCGUCAGCUGUGCUUCACUCAGGAAGGAGGAUAUGCCCUUGGUGAGGAAGAUGAUGGAGAUAGGAAAAGCGUUGCUGCUGAAACAUCAUUUCAACGAUCUUGAUGACACCAGGUUGGGGUUCCAUAUCCCUCCUUUCUACUCUGUGCCUCACCUGCACCUGCAUGUGCUGGCACCUGCCAGUCAGAUGGACUUAAGAUCCCUCCUCAUCUAUGGGCCUCAAUCCUUCCGGUUUCUCACGAGUGAAAAGCUGCUCCAGAAGCUGAACUCCUAGAAGAACCAGCCCAGUGAAACCCGGCCCAGUUAAAGACAGACUAUGUAGGAUUUUCAACUUGAAAAUAUAAAUAAAUAAUAUAAUAUAACAAAACAACCAUUCUCAGUCAGUACUACAAUGCACUGCCAAUCUGUGUUUGUGUUCACUUCUACUUAAUACUUUGUUUUGCUGCCUCAGUGCUACUACAGUGGUCCUUAGCUCGGUUUGCAAGAGAUCGCCUUGGUGGCUAACCGUUUAGCAAGUGGGUGGCUUAGCAUUCAGAAGCGUUUUUCAGCUGCCGUUCUUAGCUAACUAAAUUCAGUUAUGUACAUUAGCUGGCUGGCCAUGAUAGCUGGUUCCACUGAACAUGUCUACCACGUUUUUCGGGAGAUUCCACCACAUAUUUCCAGCAGAUGAAUCUCUCAUGGGAGGGAGCUUGUGCUGAAAUCCAUAAGAAUCCUGGACGUUCCAGUAGACUUCAAGUGUCUGAUAAGAAAUAAAAGUGACUAUGAAUUGA
Molecule: messenger RNA, 2392 nt
Organism: Conger conger (European conger)
Lineage: Eukaryota; Metazoa; Chordata; Actinopteri; Anguilliformes; Congridae
Product: adenosine 5'-monophosphoramidase HINT3-like
Exons: 5
Coding region: 1465-1896 (143 amino acids)
Molecular function (GO): catalytic activity
Source: RefSeq, a predicted model, not a curated record